Calypte anna (Anna's hummingbird) is the source of this 2463-nucleotide messenger RNA. It is a transcript of the gene TOR1B, whose product is annotated as torsin family 1 member B. Bases 24 to 1055 code for a protein of 343 amino acids. Gene Ontology annotation, molecular function: kinesin binding; ATP binding; ATP hydrolysis activity. Gene Ontology annotation, cellular component: endoplasmic reticulum lumen; nuclear envelope; endoplasmic reticulum. The record is from RefSeq and is a predicted model, not a curated record. NCBI's taxonomy places the organism in Eukaryota, Metazoa, Chordata, Aves, Apodiformes, Trochilidae. The transcript is spliced from 5 exons. Gene Ontology annotation, biological process: nuclear membrane organization; protein localization to nucleus.
AGCGGGCGCGGAGCGGAGCGGCCAUGCCGCGGGUUCUGGGGCUGCUGUGGCUGCUGCUGCCGGGACUGGCGGCGCUGGAGCCGCUCAGCGUGGGCUUGGCCAUCGGCGUCGCCUCCGCCCUCACCGGUUACCUCUCCUCCAACCCCCGCUUUUACUGCCGAUACGUGGAGUGCUGCCCCGGCGCCGGGCACCGCCUCAACGCCGCCGCGCUGAAGGCCCAGCUGGAUGCCAAGCUCUUUGGGCAACACCUGGCCAAGGACGUGGUGCUGAAGGCGGUGACGGGCUUCAACACCAACCCCAGCCCCAAAAAGCCGCUGACCCUCUCGCUCCACGGCUGGGCCGGAACCGGCAAGAACUUCCUGAGUCAGAUCCUGGCGGAACACGUCCACCCCGCAGGUCUGAGCAGUAAGUUCGUCCAUCUCUUCCUGGCCACCCUGCAUUUCCCCCACCAGGAGCAGGUCAAGGAGUACAAGGAGCAACUGCAGAACUGGAUUCGGGGCAACGUCAGCGCCUGCCCCUACUCUGUCUUCAUUUUUGAUGAGAUGGACAAAAUGCACCCAGGCCUCAUGGAUGCCAUCAAGCCCUUCUUAGACUACUAUGAGCAGGUUGAUGGGGUAUCCUACAGGAAAGCCAUCUUCAUCUUCCUCAGCAAUGCAGGGGGUGACUUAAUUAAUAAAGCAGCUCUUGACUUCUGGACAAGUGGAAAGAGGAGGGAAGAGAUUCAGCUGAAAGACCUGGAGCCCAUGCUGUCUGUGGGAGUCUUCAAUAACAAGAACAGUGGACUGUGGCACAGCAGCCUCAUUGACAGGAACCUCAUUGACUACUUUGUCCCUUUCCUACCCCUGGAGCACAAGCAUGUGAAGAUGUGUGUCAGGGCUGAAAUGACAGCCCGUGGCCAUGCUGUUGAUGAGAAGAUUGUUCAAGCAGUGGCUGAUGAGAUGACAUUUUUCCCAAAGGAUCAGAAAAUCUACUCUGAUAAAGGUUGCAAGACUGUCCAGGCCAAGCUGGAUAUUCAGGAGGACAUUGCCAUGAGCAGUAACCAAGCUGAGGGCUGAUCACCCUUCAGGUCUCCAGAGCACUUCCAGAGCUUUUGGAAUUCUGUGUAUUUGCACUCAAGUUUUUUUUGUUUUUUUACUGUUGCAGGGACUAUAUUGAAAAUACCAGAGUGAGCUGUGUGGGCUUUUAAGUUGUUGGUUUUUUUUUCCUUUUAAUUUAACAUCCCACUGUUCAUCUCUGAAGUGGCUGGUAUCCAAAUCUUACCCUUUUAGCCUUCUUUUGAUAUGUAGAGAAUUUCUGAAUGGGUCACAUAUGUACCAUUGGGUACAGCCUCUCCCAGUUUAUUCCUGCAAGUUCUUGGAUUAUUAAGUACUCCUAUUUCCACACAAAUUAAGAAGAGAGCAGCAGACUGUGAAGCAUCCUUGUUUUACAGCCAAGCAUCAGAAGGACAUGAUUCUAAUUUUAUGUCUGAGCUGUGGCAUCAUAAUCACAUCUGCUACAGUCACAUGGAAAGCCAUGAUGAAGAGCACAGUGAAAUCUGUUACUAAAUAGCAGGGAAAGGGUGAGGGGGUAACUGCUUGUCCCUGUGCUGCUUUUGGGGAAAAAUAUUUUUUUAAUGUUCUUCUGACUUAGGAGGCUAAGUGAAUUUGUGUGGUAACUGCAGGGUGUUUGUCUUAAGAAGAAGGAUCCAUCCAAGGGAUCUGGAGUGGGUAAUGCAAUCUUCACCUUUGAUAGCAGAAGUUAUUUUUAAUAAUGUAUUUUUAUACUGAAGUGUAAGCAACAGCAAUACAAAGCUCUUUCUAGAGGGCCACAAGAGAAGGGAGUAUGGGAGCAAUCAACAAUCCUGUAACUCUCUAGAUAAGUGUGUUUUAUAGUAGUGGUUUUUAAGGAUUGUGUGGAAGGGUAAAUGAUGGGUUAGAAAAGCUGGGAAAGAUGAUUUAACCUUCAUCCACUUGGUAAGGCUGGGCUUUAGAACUGUAUUGCAAAUUUAACUCUUUAACUAUCCAUCAGAGUAUGUAGUGCAAGACUGAAGUGCCUGUUACUUGUUGGCUGUAGUGGGUUUUUUAAAUUGGUGUAAGGGGUUGGGCUAUUUUUGUGCUGCAGCAUCUACUCCCUUUUGUACUUAAAGCUCUAGAAUUCAAUACUAUUAUUGAGUAUAUCAUGUUCAAAUUACAAGAGAGCUUUGUAUGUUAAGCUCUAAAUUCAAAGUGUCAAAUUGCCUUUUACAGCCCUGUGUGGAAUUUGGCAAAUGGUGGCCAACUUCACACUGAUGCAAUCUCCAGAGCCAAACAUAAGCUACCCAUUAACCUUGGGACAUUGGACUGAUGCUUUUCCUGGAUAACACUUUGCCAAUUAACCAUCUUAUUCAUAGGUGUAAAUGCUGCAGCCAAUUUGAGUCACUCUGCCAUUUUGACACACUAAAUAUUCCUACUGUACCAUGGCUGGAAUAAAUCUUAAGUCACUUUU